CAGAAACAGCAGCCCUUCUGCUUCUUGGAUAAGACACCUCUCUGCUUGGUCGGGGGAUCAGCACAGUCCUCCCAGUCAUUCACCAAGCUUCCGUGGUCUCCAAAUUCCAGGCAUAAGAUGAAAGGCUCUGGUCUUGGCUUGGGUCUUCUCUCCGCUGUGUUUUGUCUCCUCUGGACGACUUCGACUGGGCUCAAGGCUCUCCACUUCGGAAGCUGUGUGAUCGCCACAAACCUCCCGGAAAUACAAAAGGGAUUCUCCGAGAUUCGGGACAGUGUGCAAGCCAAAGAUGAGAACAUUGACAUCAGAAUCUUAAGGAGGACCGAGUCUUUGCAAAACACAAAGCCUUCAGCUCGGUGCUGCCUUCUCCGCCAUUUACUGAGACUCUACCUGGACAGGGUUUUCAAAAACUACCAGACUUCUGACCAUCAUACCCUCCGGAAGAUCAGCAGUCUCGCCAAUUCCUUUCUUACCAUCAAGAAGGGCCUCCGGCUCUGUCAUGCCCAUAUGACAUGCCAUUGUGGGGAGGAAGCAACGGAGAAAUAUAACCAGAUUCUGAGUCACUUCCAAGAGCUCGAGCCUCAGGCAGCAGUUGUGAAGGCUUUGGGGGAACUAGACAUUCUUCUGCGAUGGAUGGAGGAGAUAGAAUAGGAGUGACAUGAUGCUGCUGAUGGGAAUACUCCUGGCCAAGUGUCCCGAUUCUCUGGACCACAGAGACAUGACCCCAAGCCACCAUCUCUUUGCCAUAUAAUUUAGUGCUGGUUGCAGCGUAGAUUAUUUAUUUAUUAUUCAUUCCCUUAUGUGGUAAUCUUUAUGGGUCCCUAAUCUUAAUCUGGACCAGAAUUUUAGAAGAUUUUAGUAAUAUCUGUUCUACUGUUGCAUAUAUUUAUUUGUUAAUGUAUUUAUUUAUUUUUGCUAUUGAACUUAUUUAUUUUUGUACUUGAACAUGAGAUUGAAAAACAUUCUCAGGUUAUAUUUAUAACAUGACUAGGGCAGGUGAUGUAUUUUCAUACUGUAAACAAAGACCUCUAAAUUCUAGGAGUGACAAGAGGGAUUAGUCACUAUGUAUUAAGGACCUAUCUACUGACUGCCAAUGCCCUGUGAGAUAUUUAAAAUUGAACCAAUAGUGAUUGGUGUGGGUUAUGGAAGAUGUUCUGGUGAAAUUACAGACCUGUCCUACAAUACUGAGCACUGCAACCCGACUCCAGGCCCCUACAGUGUGUCUUCCAGGGUUGGAAUCCUGCAUGGUCAACAUGAAG
This is a messenger RNA of Sciurus carolinensis (gray squirrel), 1256 nucleotides long. RefSeq names its product interleukin 20 (gene Il20). NCBI's taxonomy places the organism in Eukaryota, Metazoa, Chordata, Mammalia, Rodentia, Sciuridae. The transcript has 6 exons. Bases 118 to 648 code for a protein of 176 amino acids. The record is from RefSeq and is a predicted model, not a curated record.